AUGAAGUCGAUGGAGAAGGGAGCAUUGCUGCCUGUGGAUCGUCUCUGCAAGCAGUGUCAUGAAUUGAGUAGUCUGCAGCAACGGCCGAGUGAGGCUUCUUUCAAACCUUCCAGUGUUCAUCGCAGGAAGUCAACUCCUUCAAAAGCGGAAUCUUUACCUGGCAGACAGGAUCUUGGUUCAAAAGGAUCAGCACUCUCUAGUUCUCAAGAGACUUCACAGCAAGGAAGUAAAAGUAUAGCUAGCGAGAAUGAUGUUGUGAAAACUGCCGAUUCAUUCGAGAAGGGACACAAUUAUGUUGUAGAAACUGCAGGGAGCUUUAUCUCAGAAGAUAGCAGUAGGAGCAAGGGUGGACGAGGAGAAUCCAGUGAACAGUCCCUACCUCCCGAACCUGUCAGACGGAGUAAGAGGGGAAGACCUUACAAACCAGUUGGAGGUCUUCACCCAAAUAAACGAAGAAGCGUUGAGCACACGAGCCGAAAUUGCGACAAAGGCGCGCUAGGAAGGUCAAGAGCAUCAACGGAUGAAGAAGAUGAGCUUGGCAUGAAAAUAGAGAAGUUUAGGGGGCUGAAAGACCUUAGCUCUGGGAAGGACGUUAAGGAUCCAAAGCUAGUCUUACCUGAGGACCAGAAGAUUUUGGUCAUUGAGCGAAGUUCUUUGUCUUUGGAACCUCAAUCCGAAUUAGCUGUCAAAUUGGAGACUCAAGUAGCAGGGAAGUAUGAGGAUAGCCUACCCCACAAGUCUCCUUUGAAAUCAGUUGAAAAGAACUUUGAAGCUGAGUCGAAGAACAGUGAGGAAAACGAUACCGCUGCAGAAAAUUGUGUUCGCAGAACAGGAAAGAUCACUCCAGUUGGACGUAUCGUCGAAAGAAGUGCCACGGGUGCUGAAGCUGCUAUGGAUUCGUUGAAGACAGAUAAUCUGGGAGAUUCCCUCUCUGUUGUCGAGAUCAGUGAGUCACUUCCAGCUACAUAUUCAGUGACUCUCAAAAGUGAAAAUUGUUGCGAGAGUGUUGCGGGUGCUAUUUCUCUGGACCAAGCCGACUGUCCGCAGGUAGCGAGAUUCGAAAGUCGAGAUGCAAGGAUUGAGCCUCUAGAUCUGACUAGAAGCGAUACGGCAGGAGAAGACUCUGGAGAGUCUUCGAGAUAUCUGCCAGUCGACGUCUUGGAGCUAGCAGAUACUAAGAGUGAUCAGUCUAAGCUAGUAAAAGACGCAGUUUGUGGAGACCGAGAUGACAUUGCGAUGGAGACGCAGUCAAAGCCUUGUAUCCAAGAUAAGUCGGAUGGGUCCCUUGUAGUCGGACAGGGUGUGUCUAAUAGUGAUGAUAGAGUGUUCAGUAAAGGACAUCCUGGUGGGGCAACUGAGGCGAGAAAUAUGACAACGAUGUUAGCUUCCGUAGACCGUCUGGAUUUGAAGGGGCAAGGUGUAGAUCAUGUCUUACCCUUCGCGAGCAAGUCAAUGAACAACAACGUUGCUGGCGGGGUUCAAGUCGAUGAAAUUCUUGUUGGUGUUCCCGACGGCAGUAAGUCUUUGAGUACGGAGGAAUUGACUCAAUUCCGGCAAGUUGUCAAGUCUGCAGUUGAAGAAUGUCAAAUGCCACAAAACGUACUAAGUGCUGCACCAUUGCCCGAAUUGGUGAAGGAGGGGACUCCAUCUGUUAACUGUGAUGCUACUGCUGAAGGGGGCAAUCCCUUAGGUGAAGGGAAGAGCUCGAAAGCACCGCAAUCUAGAGACGUCACCUCCUCAUUCGUAGUUUCUCAAUUCCCUGAUGAUCUGAAUGCCAUCUCAAACCCUUCAAUCGCAAGCUCAGGAAAUUGUUGCGUUGAAGGUUUAUCUGGCGAAGCAUCUUCCGGCGCCGCUGGAUCUCGUACCCUCGAUGAUUUGCAUCAAACUUCGAGCUCAAUAAAGAGCACGUCGUCCAUGCCAAGAGUUACCCUUCCUUCUCGGGGUCUUGUUAAUCGAGGAGUAGAUCAUCAGCUCCCUCAGAGUUCGCCAACCUUACAUGCUGAGGGUCAUACUUCUGGUGCAGUGAGUCCUGUAGAGGUAGUUGACGCUACCACGACACUUCAAGGUGGUAGCAGUACUGCCAAAUCCUUGAGUUUGGGGGAUAUUACCGUUGCAACUCCUCCAAACAACCGAAUAAGCUCGGAGAGUCUUGAAAGGAAGUCUCAAAUGCGUGGAAGAGGGCCUCCUUCUGACGGUAAAACCUUUGAUCCUUGUGAGGGACAAUUGGCUCUUACUGACGAAGAAGCGCUAAAUGCCAUAUCGGCUCCAGUUCCUGAAGUUGUUGAGGCCUAUGCCGGGGUCGCAAUCACCAAUGAAGCUCCGAAGGCGUUGUCUCCUCCCGCAAGCAGGCAAUCGCCUCUUGUAGACGGUAAGUCGACUAUGGAUAAUGUUAAUCAUGUAUCAACAGCAAAAGUCCCCCACAGAAUUCCGACUGCCGAUUCCAUGGUGAACGUGAGCAAAGAUACCGAGUUUGUUAAGGAAACUUUUUCUUCCUUAAAUACACCACCCACAUCAAAUCAGACGCGAUUAAAAGUCGAUAUACCUGGUACUCUGAGGACGAGUUCUGCGGAGGAGGAGGACGUGUCCAUCAAAGAAUCAGCAAAUUCGUCUUCUGUGGAGGAAGUUGAAGAUAUCAAGGUGUGUGAUAUAUGUGGAGAUCCUGGUUAUGAGGAAUGCCUCGCUGUAUGUAGUGCAUGCAACGAAGGUGCAGAACACACCUACUGUAUGCAGGCUCUACUUGUUGCAGUACCUGUUGAUGGGUGGAUGUGUGAAGUCUGUAAAGCGAAAGAGACUGCUGGAAAUACGAGGCAAGGGGAGCGGCAGAUCUCUGAUCUUGUAUCGCCUGGAGCGACUCAUGGAAGCCCAAAGAAGAAGUCACCGACUAAGGGAAAUACACGUUCGAGAUUGUCUGCCCGCUUAGACAAGGGAAAGGGAAGUCCUCAAAAAAAGGGAGCGACUAAAGGUGCACCCAAUCAUCCUGGUUCUGAUAAAAGACCAGCGGAGGAGGCAGUGAAUCCUGUUCCCGCUAAGAAACAAGUUUUGGAGAAUGCAGUUACUUCUGUUCCUGGAAACAUGGGUUUGGCAGGCCGUGGUCUCUCUAGAGAGGGGUCUUUCAAAAUUCCUGAUUCAGGAAAAGUGAAAUUCCUCUCACCAAAUGCUCUGGCCAGUAUUCCGGUUGGCGGUGUUGUCAGGAAUUCAGGAAAAUCCAGUGGAUCAGCUGGAUCUCUUUCUCAUUCGUCAAGACCAGGCGCGAGUCCAAUGGGACUGUCAGGCAACAAGAGCCGAUUCACAUCAGCUAACAGUAGUCACAAUGAUGCUCUCUCCAGCCAUCAUUUAGCUGGAAACAAACAAGCCAGUCCAGUGAUCACACCCCGUUCUUCAGCAUUCCCUUUGACAACUCCGUCCCCUCUCUCUUCAAAUAGAGGAGCAGGGUCGCAAAGGUCGACUGAAACAAUCCCAUCAUUUAUGAGAUCAAGCAGUUGGAAGGGUAGUGCCAUGUCAAGGGCAAAAGAUGCUGUUGAUGGAAAUGGAUUACCUCCUUCCGGCAGAGAUAGCUCGUUAGGUGGGGGAAAUGUGAGAGGAGUUGGUUCAAAUUUUGGCAAACAGGCGAAGGGUAGUCCAUUUUUACAUGGAGUACCUGAGUACAGCAAGUGGGCUGAUACACCAAGACCGAGUUCACAGUCUUCAGGUUCUGUAAUGAAGAGCCCUCGACCUAGAGGUGAUUUAAAUACUGCUUCGCAACCUCCUGAUGCGACUGGGCUGGUACCCGCCGUGGAAAGACUGAGAACUCAGAGCCUUAACUCUAGUGGAACCUCUGGUCAACAACAAGCCUCUCAAGUAAGUCAGUUAUACAACGAAGCUUACAGGUCUAAUGAGGAGAUUGAUAGCACCAGAAGGUUCCGGCUGGAUGAAACACGUAUUGAUUCGCUUAGUUUAGUGGGAUCAAAAUUUCCUGGUUCUGUGAACAUCCAUACGGCAAAGACUACUUUCCCAAGAAGUGCCCCUCCGACAUCGGAAUUGGAAGUGAAGACAGGUGAAGGAACAAUUUCAAAAGGAAAAGACGCUGGAGAGCUCUCAAAAUUGGAAAGCUUGCGGCCUCCAGGUGUGGACGUAAGUGAGGCUCUGAGGUCUAUAUCGAUGCAAAAGUCUGCGUUUAAAGUAUCUGAUGAAUCAGAGAGGCGUCUUCCUAGUUCCACUGCAUCGAAAGUUCCUAUAGUAAAGAAUACGGUUAUGGCUGAAGAUGCCACCAGUAAUCCGAAGGGCUUACUGAGUAGGGCUAAGGACGCGAAGCGGAUUGACAUUUCUGAAGGGUGCUGGUCUGCUCUCAAGAAUAGUCCUACUAUGGGGAGUACUAGGUGCUAUAAGUGUAAGGAGUGGGGACAUACUGCGCAAAAUUGCAGUAAUCGUAGCACUCCAUCUUCUAAUUAUUUGGAAGUUGGCUCGACCAUUAAUCCGUCCCCUCUGUCAGCGUUAAAGAAUCCCAGAGAGAACGUAGGAGGGGCAAGCUCAAGCGUCUUAAAAGGGCCUCGACAUAAUAGCGUUCUGUCACAGAGUCAGACGGGUGUGCCUUCGAUUAAUGGUGCUACGUCGGUCACCAAAGCGGUACCCAUAAAAUCGGGAUCCAUUUUUCUGUCCGAUUCUCCAGCAGAGGUUGAGCAGGUGACCUCAAGAAGCUCACCAGGUAAUACAGCUGAAACGACAGCUCUACAUGAUAGGGAAGAGCUACCUAGACAAGGUGGACUGUCUGUCAUCCAAGCUCGCAAUCUUGCCAGGGUUUCCGGCCAGAGUAGUCCAUUGGGAUACGGUGUUCCUGCUGGAAAUGUGGUCACCAAAUCAAUUUCAGGUGAACAGGUCGGAAGCAGCUUUCCGAAGGAUGCCAAAUUUAUUCAAGUAUCUACCGCGAAGUCCGGGAACCAGGUUAGACAUCUUGCCCCGGUUCUGACUCAGAGUGGUAUAACUGCACCUGGCGUUUCAACUGGCAAUCUCACACCUGCUUUAGGAGUGAGGGAAUCUCCAAAGCCUGAUUCUGAAACUGCCAUAAUUGAAAAUGUGCCUCGGAAUUGCUCGAAAGAGAAAAGUCAAGCUUCUCAUGUUGCAGUGAAUCCUCUGGCACGACUUCCAUCGAUACCAGGUGCAAGUAUGGCUGUUCGUCCUUUGGAGCCACCUAUUGUAAGUGCGAAUGUGGUACCUCCUUUUUCAAGUCUCAUGUCAGGCUGGCCGCAACAACGGUACCCUGGCAUACCAGAUUUGGUCUCUUGGGGGACGUUUCCAGCCCCUUUCCCUAUUGGAGCUCGCCCGACCUUUCCCUUCGAAGGCAUUUUCAAUCAGGACACGAGUGGAACUUCAGUUGGAACUACGAUCUAUGGACCAGGACCGCCUCCAGGUCCUCCUUUCAUGAGCCCAGGUCCUGCUGCAGUGCCAGAAACCCAGUGCCUUUGGAGUGGUGGGUUUGAAGUAGUUUCAGAUACAUCUCCAGCGUUCUACGGUGGACUGGAAGGAUUUUCAUCCAGCUUUGCAGCGCCCAAAGUUCGAGCAUUGACAAAGCUGUUGCCUCCGAUACUGCAACUGGAGGAAGUCAGGCGUAUGCUCAACGGCGAUGCAUGGCCGAAGCAAUUUCAGCUAAAGCCACCCACUGAUAAAGAAAUAGCGCUCUAUUUUUUUCCGGGGGGUGAAAGCUCUGAUAAACCUUACUGGAGUCUUGUGGAGCAUAUGAUGACCAACGAUCUCGUCCUGAUGGGUCAGGUUGACCGCGCAGAGAUACUUAUAUUUCCUUCUCACUUGCUUCCCGCAGACUAUCACCGUUGGAAAAACAAGCCGUUUCUUUGGGGUGUCUAUCGAGCCAAGAAGUUGAAUGCACUUUCGACGCAACAAUCUGUAGAGGUCUCCGGGCAAGCAUCUGUAUCUCUCUCGCAGACACCUUCAAGGCUUGGUCCUGGAGGAGUCCAGACGGAGAAGCAGCCCGGACCACAGACAAUGGUAGCCCCCACUAGUGGUGAUUCUGGGGAGGCAGACAUGGAAAUUGAUAUGAUUGGAGACAAAGAACUGGGAGUGCCUGAGAGGCCUGCUAGAAAAUCAGGUUGGGAUCAGCCGAAUAGCCAACCGAGUCCUCCUCUACCUCGUGAGCCGGCUCCUGUUCAACCUCCACCACCUGGACAUGUGGCAAUAAGUCUACAGGAUGGUAAAAGGGGCGAAGAUACCAGUCAGAAGGAUUCAACUCCAAGCGAGACAAGCUCGGCAGACUUGGACGUUCCACCUGGCUUUGGACCUCCUCAAAAGCAGGUGUCCCCACAGGUUGGUCCCCAUCUGCCUCAGAGUUCAUCAGCUGCAGGUCCCGUGGUACAAAAUUAUCCUCAGCCAGUAGGACCUCCUGGCUUUAAUAACACUGCAAAUGGAUCAAAUCAAAAAAUCCUCCCGCCCAAACCGUCGGAGCCAGCAGGUUAUGAUACAAAUCAAAGUGGACCUGCACCAUUGCAGUUGCCACCCCCUCCAAUAGGUUCACCGCCUUUUGGUCCUCCGGGAUUUGAAAUUUCUCCCGUCGGAUCUGCUGGAAAUUUACCUCUGGUCUCAGUUACGCCUCCGGGUUUCGAAACACCGGCAAAUGGAUCUCCUGCAGCCCCCUCAUGUCCAGCGUUUGACAGUUCUCUUGGUGGAACUCGGAGCUGUGAAUCGCCCAUCCCAAGUGGGCCACCUGGAUUCGCCAAGGUCAGAGAUGGUUUGGCAGUGAACUCACAGGUGAACAGCAAAGGUGACAGUAGUAUUGGGAAUGGAGGUGAAGUCGAGAACCCGGAGAAGAACAGCCACCAGCAGCUCGAAUCCGUAAAGAGAGAGAAGAGUGCUGUAGAAAGGAGACCGUACUCGCGACAAGCCUCACCUAUGCUCGCUCCAAGCCCCAGUCCGAAGGAGUUCAAUGAAGACUCAGGUUUUGGUCACUCACGGGGUUCAGUGCACAGGCUUUCACGGUCAAGUUCGAAAUCACCAACACGAUACAGAGAUAGAACUAGAGACUCGAGCGCUGGGAGGCAAAGUUAUCAUUCAAGAGACAGGGGAAGGGAUAAAGACAGGGAUAGAGAUAGACGGAGGGACAGAGACCGAGGAGGGGACAGAGAUAGGGACAGAGACCGAGAGAGGGACCGUGAGAAGGAUAGGUUAGUGGUCAGAGAGAGGGAUAAAGUCAAAGAGUACAGGUAUAAAGAUCGGGUUGAUAGACCCAGAGAGAACAAACAUCGUCGCCAUGCUCGAUCUCGUUCACGCUCUCGAUCACGCUCACGCUCUCGAUCAGCAUCUAAACGAAGGCCUCGUUCGCCGUCUGGUUCCCCCAGAAAAAGGAGAAGUACGGCUAAAGUCCGACCAAAGCAUAGGUCGAGAUCUCAUUCCGACUCUCCAGAUUCAUACUAUGAGAGACCUUCGCGGAAGUUAACUUCCAUAGAAAGACGUGGGGACAGCAGAGAACAAUCAAAUGAAGGAAGUGUUGUGUUCAGAAGAGUUACUCCUCGUAUUGAGAACCGUGAAGGAGAUGUGAAGACUUUUGGAGAGGAGGCUAGAAUCUCCGAGGCAUCUACACAAAGAAAAGGAUAUCCUGCGAAGGCCGGAAAGCAGGUAGAGCUCAUACCUUUGUUUCUUAGAGAAGGGUUCUUCAAGUCUAGUCCGAACGAACCGAGAACGGAAACCCCGAUACCGUUUCUGGACAUGAAUGGACCUGAAGGGGAUGUGGAGGAGUUACAGAACGACGGAGAAAAAAGUGCUGUUCCGUAUCUCCACGUGUUUCUGUCAGCCGAAUCCACAGAGCCCUUGGAAGUCGAUACGAACGAGGACGUAUCUGCCCGACCAUUUUUUCCUAAGGGCCUCCCAUCUCCAGGCACAAGUUCGAGCACAUUCGACUUGCUGCAAAAGCAUACGGCAACAGAAACAUACAUCAGCUCGAGGUCGUGGGAAGAAGAGAAGACGACAGAUUCCUCUGGUUAUCAGUUUUUUCCUCUGGAAGUAGGAAGAGCGAAUGAUUUGAAAGAGUCUGAGCCCAUCCCCAAUCUUGAACUAGGUCUGGGUGGUAAGGACCGUAAGUCGACUCAAAGUCUAGUGGAACAAUUGCCUCUGUUUGUUCUGCAGGAUGAUGCAGAAAGUAGUCCGGAUGUUACCCCUUGCAGGUUCAUCGAGCCUCCCGGAUUUUCAUCAGCUCCCAGUAUCAAAGAUGAAUCCCAGAUCUCAGAAGCCAGUUCUCCUCUUAAUCUGACUCUUGCUGUUCCUCAAUACCGAAAGGAGGGAAACUCAUGGGUGAAGAUUGAUGACACCGAGUCGACACUCGGCCACGAAGAUGUGAACUUCGCUUUGACCUUGUGAGCUGGCUACUCGGAGAUAAGUUACAUGGGUUGUAUAUUUAGGUGUAUUUGAAAGGUAUGUAAGAAUUUUGUAACCAUUGGAAAAGGUAGAAGCUAGGCAUAGAUACUUAGAACAGUAGACAGGUAAUUUCCACUAUUCAAUUACAUAAGUACAGCUUUUUCAUAGAGGGACCUUCUGACAGAAAAUGGUGUAACAUGUAUAGUGGCGGUCUUCCACCAUCACUAUACUAGGGGAAAACAUACUUUCAAGAUUGUAAAUUUAGAUCAGGUUUACAACGAGGACAAGGAAGCAUACGUGAUUCGUCUUUGGGAGACAAGAGCCAUGCCUUUUCAGACGUCCCCAAACGCACCUGUAGGAAACGCUUAGAACUCUUAUUCAUGUUCCAGACCAUCAAUGAAAGCAGUCAACAGUCAGUAGUCAACAUCUCGAGAAGAGGGGAAGCUGUGGGCCAAAUACCGGUCUAAGGAGUAUCGAUAGGAAUCUAUGAAUCACGUACAUUCGGUCAUCAGGAAAGACAGUGAUUCUUGAGUUUUGCGCAAGGCACGACUAGUUAGAAUUAGAACGACUGGGUCUCAUGCGAGAUGUAUGAAGUAUUGAGGUAAUCUACAGGUGACUUGAUUUAUUGAACGUUGUAAAGAUGGGAAAGUGCAUGACAUUUGUGCAUUUCAUGCACUUAUCAUCUUUACAACGUGAAUAUGGCGCAAGGAUUACAGGUAUACUGAUGGCAUCUACGAGUAUAAACAUAGUGACAUAGACAAUCAUCCUUUUGCUAUAGGUGUGUGCUGUACACAGAAUCCUGUGCAUUCCAAACUUCAUGAAUUUGU
Messenger RNA from Marchantia polymorpha subsp. ruderalis, 9158 nucleotides. NCBI's taxonomy places the organism in Eukaryota, Viridiplantae, Streptophyta, Marchantiopsida, Marchantiales, Marchantiaceae. The record is from the annotation of a GenBank genome assembly.